This is a messenger RNA of Trichomycterus rosablanca, 1535 nucleotides long. It is a transcript of the gene mef2b, whose product is annotated as myocyte enhancer factor 2b. Gene Ontology annotation, biological process: positive regulation of transcription by RNA polymerase II. The transcript has 9 exons. NCBI's taxonomy places the organism in Eukaryota, Metazoa, Chordata, Actinopteri, Siluriformes, Trichomycteridae. Gene Ontology annotation, molecular function: RNA polymerase II cis-regulatory region sequence-specific DNA binding; protein dimerization activity; DNA-binding transcription factor activity, RNA polymerase II-specific. The record is from RefSeq and is a predicted model, not a curated record. The coding region runs from base 182 to 1372 and encodes 396 amino acids.
UGCUAAUGACCUCAGAGGGGCAGAUGGUAGAUGAACAGCUGGAGGAUGAAGCGCAUCAGAGCAUCGCACUGAAACUGCUGUACAGAUCCAGAACUUCUGCAGAGCUGCUUCUCCUUCACUAACCCCUGCACCAUCAUCAUCAUCAGCAUAGUAAAGAAAGGACAGCUGACCCACUGACAUCAUGGGCCGAAAGAAGAUUCAGAUUUCCCGUAUUCUUGAUCAACGAAACCGUCAGGUGACAUUUACCAAGCGUAAGUUUGGCCUGAUGAAAAAAGCCUACGAGCUGAGUGUGCUGUGUGACUGCGAGAUCGCCCUCAUCAUCUUCAACAGCACCAAUCGCCUCUUCCAGUACGCCAGCACUGACAUGGAUAAAGUUUUGCUCAAAUAUACAGAGUACAGCGAGCCUCACGAGAGCCGCACUAACCACGACAUACUGGAGACUUUACGCAGGAAAGGGCUCGGCUUGGAGGGAUCUGAUCUUGAUCAUGAAGAUGGCAUGCAGACAGGACAGGAGAAAUAUCUGCUAAAUGAAGGAAUGGACCUCUCCAUCACCCGACAACGAUACUAUCCUCCUUCUCUCCUUACAUCAGAGACUCAGCUGCUGAUGGGUGUUGGCUGUGAGAACGGGCACCCAUCAAACCCGAGCCUGGGAGCGAACCGAGCUCCAGCCUUUAAGCCUUUAAGCUCCAGGCCUGGAUCUACUGGCCCUGCAGGACCCAACACACACACUGCACUUAUGGCUUCACAUACAGGCAUUGGCUAUUCGAUGUUUUCCCAUGGCAACCUGAGCAGAGCGCUGGAGAUGAAGACUCCACCUCCUCUGAGUUUGACCAGCGAAGGGCGCCGUGUCGAAGGUCAUCCAGGAAUGGGCGGAGCGCGUGGAAAUUUGAACAGUGCGAGAGCUCUGUAUCAGAGUAUGCACUCUGGUGGACACAUGGUGACCAUGGGGAAGCCGUGGAAUUAUGGCACCUCAGAGUUUUGCCAUCCGGGAUACCCAGUGGGCUUUCAGCGCAGCUCAGCAAAUACCUGGCAGUCUUCUACACAGCAAGAACCCCAAGCAUCAGGAAUGCAUACAGGAAUGUCAGGUGGAGGCUGCUCUUACUCCUCACAAGGCUCCUCACCCUCGUCCCCACCUCAGGCUUUUCUCAACGUGAACAUCAAAUCAGAACGCAGCUCCCCUGUACACACACACUCCCCUGCUACACCUCCCGCCCAUCAUUCACCAGCAGGUGGUUCAGAGGGGAUGAGCCGACCCCCUCCAGAGCCCUACAGGAGCAUUGACAGGGGUGAGUUUCGGAAAGGAAGCUAUGCAGAAGAGAAAGGAGAGCUGCCUGUAAAAAAUAUGGAGAUUGGAAAUGGGUGGCAAAGAUAACAGUCCCAAUGACGAAUUUCAUUUCCUUUAUCUGUUGUCCCCUGAGCAAACUAAUUAGCAGCGUUUUAUAAAGAGUCGCUUAAUAUUUUGGUGGAACAGAAAACUGUGGUCAACCAUUUUUUAAAUUAAUAUUAAAAAGAAAAAUAAAGCAUAUGGUAAAAAU